UAACAUUUUUACCUUAAAAUUCAUUUUUUUAUAAUUUUCCUUUUAUUAUUAAACUUUAAGCACAAACUGAAUCAAAGUUCUGUAUCGAUGUCUAAUAAUACUGAAUUUAAUUCAAAUGAGUGGAUUGAUUGGAUUGAAGAAGCUAUUGCAAAGAAACACAUUAAAUAUUACGAUUACAAACAUUUUAAUAAUAUUCAAGAAAUUGGUUCUGGAGGUUUUGGAAAAGUAUAUCGUGCUAACUGGAAAAGUUUUCACAAUCAUUUAGCAUUAAAAUCUUUCUUUAAUAUCAAUAAUGCCACAGUUAAAGAAAUUGUUAAUGAAAUUAAUCUUCAACGCAAAGUAGAUUUUCAUGAAAACAUUAUUCGUUUUUGUGGCAUUACAACAGAAGCAAAUCAAGACAAUAAUUCAAAAAAAUAUUUAAUGGUUAUGGAAUAUGCUGAUAGUGGUACUCUCCGAAAUUAUUUAAGUGAACGUUUUGAUAAUCUCACUUGGAACAAUAAAUUGGAACUAGCAUUUCAAUUAGCUAAUGCUAUAUCAUGCUUACAUGAUAAAGAUAUCGUUCAUUGUGAUUUGCAUUCAAAUAAUAUAUUAGUCCAUAAGAAUACCAUUAAAUUAGCAGAUUUUGGAUUGUCAAAAAGGAUUGAAGAAUCAUCCAACGUUCAAUCAAAAUUAUUUGGAAUGGUUGCUUAUGUUGAUCCACAAGUAUUUAAUACAAAAAGGGAUAAUAACAAUCAAAUACAAGUAUAUAAUAAAAAGAGUGACAUCUACAGUAUCGGCAUACUCUUGUGGGAAAUUUCUAGUGGACGGCCACCUUUUCAUAAUGAAUCACAUGAUGUUGGUUUAGCUAUGAAAAUUUUACAAGGUCUUAGAGAAAAACCUAUUUCUAAUACACCUGUAGAUUACAUAAAAAUAUACACUGAUUGCUGGAAUAAUGAACCAGAUAAUCGUCCAACUGUCAACCAGGUUAUUGCAAAAUUAAAUG
This is a messenger RNA of Rhizophagus irregularis DAOM 181602=DAOM 197198, 982 nucleotides long. The record is from RefSeq and is a predicted model, not a curated record. Lineage: Eukaryota; Fungi; Glomeromycota; Glomeromycetes; Glomerales; Glomeraceae.